ACAAAUACACGGCGACGGCAUUGUUCCUGCAGCGCCGCCAUGGCGCUCGCCGCGGCCGCGCGGAGAAGCCUUGCCUCCCGCCACUCCAGCCGCCUCCACGCCGGACUACCCCACCUCCUCGCCGAGCACUGCUCCGGCGACGCCACAACCACCCCAUCCCCCCUUCAUCCCCCGCAGCCCCUGUUCCGGUCACCCCACUUCCCGCUCCCCCAAUCAUCCAGAACAGCGGCCCAAACCCUAUCCCUCUUCCCAUUUGGCGUCCACCUCGCUGGCGCUGGUCCAUCUCGCUGCGGUUUCUCCUCGUUGCCUCCCCAUCGAGUGGCGGACGCGGGCGCCGUCCUCACCGGCGCCGCGGCGGCGCCCGCGGCCCCGGCGAGCCUUCCCAGCGAGGUGGCGUGGAUUACGGAGGAUUCUUCGCUAUCCGUCGUGGCGGUGCAGCACCUCAUCGACGCUGUCCACUCCUUCACCGGGCUCAACUGGUGGCUUUCCAUUGCUGUCUCCACGGUGCUGCUACGAUCUAUGUUGCUCACAUUGUUACUCAGCGCCAGAAAACAAAUUCGUGUGGCACAUCAGGAAUCCUCUGCAGUUGCAACGCUGCUGAAAAGUGCUAAGGAUGAGAAAUCAGAACACGAAGCUGUAGACAGAGCACGUUCUUUCUUAAAAAGUUUGGGUCCUCUGGUGUUUAUUUCGAUUUUGAGACCAUAUACUUUUAUGGCUCUUUACUUCGCUAUAUCAAACAUGGUUCAGAAACUCCCAUCUUUAAAAGAGGGCGGUGCAUUCUGGUUUACUGAUCUCACGACUCCUGAUGCCCUAUACAUCUUUCCAGCUAUGGUAUCACUAUCCCUCUUGCUUAGAUUGGAGUUCAGUCUACAUUAUACAAAGAGAGAAAGAUCUCUUAGGACGGAUAUUGUGAGAAUAUUAUUAGUGUUAACUUUCCCGUUUGCAGCAAGCUUUCCAAAGGCAAUUUGUUGCUACUUUGUCACUUGGAACUUUGCAUCUCUUGCACAAACGAUAGUUCUUCACCAGCCAGCUGUGAAGAAACUACUAUUUAGCAAGCUCAAUAACCCAACAUGCUCCUCCUCUGAUGGACCAACAGGCCCAACUGCUGAAGAUUCUGCACAUCCAGUCGAUGAGAAUGAAGAACCUCUUCCCCCGGAGGGAAGAGAAGCUUCUGAUUCUAGCAUCGACCAGGUCAAGGAUAAGUCUGAUAAGGAAUCGGAAAAGGACAGUUAAAUGUGGAUGCUAUCCUUAUCGCUCAAUUCUGUAGAGUAACCACUAAACAGCAGCGCACAUGUGGCCUGCCAUAGCUGCAAUGUUGUAUUCAAUUCAGGAUUAGAAUGGGCACUAUACAACAUUUACAACUUCCCUUUUUUUUGAAGUGACUAGUGAGGGGCUUCGCAGUUAACAUUGGAUCAUUGAGAUCUUUUGACCCAGUGAUGGCUUAAAAAUGCAGCCAGGUCGAGUUCAAUCUUGUGCAAGUAUAUCUGAUUUGAUGUUCUUAGUACGUGCAUAUUUUGUAACCUAAUUGUUGUACCUAAGUGCUUGGCUCAAAUGCAAGUUAAUUGUUUCCUUCA
Setaria italica (foxtail millet) is the source of this 1574-nucleotide messenger RNA. Its product is annotated as mitochondrial inner membrane protein OXA1-like. Gene Ontology annotation, molecular function: membrane insertase activity. Gene Ontology annotation, cellular component: mitochondrial inner membrane. Lineage: Eukaryota; Viridiplantae; Streptophyta; Magnoliopsida; Poales; Poaceae. The coding region runs from base 40 to 1233 and encodes 397 amino acids. The record is from RefSeq and is a predicted model, not a curated record. The transcript is spliced from 9 exons. Gene Ontology annotation, biological process: mitochondrial respiratory chain complex IV assembly; protein insertion into mitochondrial inner membrane from matrix.